AUGCGUCUGUCGACACUCCUAUUGGGAGCUUUGGCGCCCAUUGGCAGCCUCGUGGUAGCCGAUGCCGACAACGUUGCGCUACCGCCCAAUUUUAAUCUAGAGGCGUACUUGGCAAAGAACAAUCUUGCCGUUGUGCCUCGAGAUGAGCUGUCAGAUACUCUAUCCGAGAUCAAGCUCUUGCUCAAGGAGACACGGGCCGCACCGAAGAACACCUUCAAGUUGACCACCACCAACAAGAAGAGGCAGAGCAAGCGUCACGCGUCCAAGAAGAGCUUGUUCGCGCGACAAGAUGCCAACUCGACGGUGGUUGAGGACCCAGAGCUGGCAGCGUCAACAGUGGUGGUCGAAGCGCCCGCUCCUACACAAGAUGGCCAGGCAGAUUCCGGCUCAUCUGAAAACGGUGGUAAAGCAGAGACAACCUCGGUCGAUGCGCCAAAGUCCACUCCAGACGACAGUGGGGGCAGCAGCAGCAGCAGAGGCGGCUCAAGCAACGACGACGACGACGACGACGACGGUGAGGACGACGAAAAUGUGCAGCAGUUGGCCAUACCCGGCCUUGGUGACCUGGGCGAUCUCGUCGGCAUUAUCCCAGACUUCCUCGAUGAGUUAAAGAACCUUGGUGGCAUCAUCAAAGUCCUCCAGAGUCUGCUCACCGAGGAGUUCCUCGAAGCAGUGCACGACGCCAUCGUCUACCUUGCCCAGACCCUCCGACCUCCGACACCCAACCAAAUCCGCACCUUGCUCGGUCGUGUUGGUCCCCUCCUCGAUCUCCUCGAAAAGCUCAACCUCGAGGAUCUGGUGGAUCAGAUCGGCGAUGCCGACCUUGGUGGCUUGAUCAGUGCCGCUCUCAAGCUCCUGACCGAGGACAAUGUCGACAAGAUUGGAGGCCUGCUCACCAAUGCGGACAACCUGCUGACACCAUCCUUCGUCAACCAGACCCAGGGUCUUAUUGGCGACGUGUCGCCUCUCCUCGAGGAUCUUCGACCUCUCCUCAAAACUAUCACGGGUCUCGACUUGGAGGGCAUCAUUGGUGCCCUGGAGCCCCUUCUCACAGAGCAGGCUGUCAAGGAGAUUGUUGGCCUCGUUGGCAAUGCCGGUGACUUGCUGUCCGCGCCAUUCGUCAACCAGACCCGCUCGCUCAUCGGCGAGGUGUCGCCGCUCCUCAAUGACCUCAAGCCACUCCUCGAGACUAUCACCGGUCUCGAUCUCGAGGGUAUCAUUCAAUCACUGGAGCCACUGCUCACGAAAGAGUCUGUUGACGAUAUUGUUGGCCUCGUUGGCAACGCGGGAGACCUGCUCACUCCUCAGUUUGUCAACCAGACCAAGUCUCUCAUCGGCGAGGUCUCCCCCAUCCUGGGCGAUCUCAAGCCUCUGCUGGAGAAGGUCACCGAUCUGGACCUGGAAGGCAUCAUUGAGUCACUGGAGCCACUUCUUACGAAAGAGUCUGUCGAGGGGAUUGUUGGCCUUGUUGGCAACGCGGGAGACCUGCUCACUCCUCAGUUUGUCAACCAGACAAAGUCUCUCAUCGGCGAGGUCUCUCCCAUCCUGGGCGAUCUUAAGCCUCUGCUGGAGAAGGUCACCGAUCUCGACCUGGAAGGCAUCAUUGAGUCACUGGAGCCACUUCUUACGAAAGAAUCUGUUGAGGGAAUUGUUGGCCUUGUUAGUAAUGCGGGAGACCUGCUCACUCCUCAGUUUGUCAACCAGACCAAGUCCCUUAUCGGCGAGGUCUCUCCCAUCUUGGGCGAUCUCAAGCCUCUGCUGGAGAAGAUCACCGAUCUGGACCUGGAAGGCAUCAUUCAGUCGCUGGAGCCGUUGCUCACCAAAGACUCCAUCGAAGGCAUCGUCAGUCUGCUCAAGAAUGCCGAGUCACUGCUCAGCAAGGAGACCGUGGAUCAGCUCAAGUCUAUCCUCAAGAGCGCCAAGCCACUCAUCGACAGCCUCGGCGAUCUUGAUCUAGAAGGCUUGCUCAAGGCUCUCGAGCCGCUGCUCACCAAAGAGUCGAUUGAAGGCAUCGUCAGUCUGCUCAAGAAUGCCGAGUCACUGCUCAGCAAGGAGACAGUGGACCAACUCAAGACUAUCCUCAAGAGUGCCAAGCCCCUCCUCGACAGCCUCGGCGAUCUUGAUCUAGAAGGCCUGCUCAAGGCUCUUGAGCCGCUGCUCACCAAGGAAUCGGUUGAAGGCAUCGUCACUUUGUUACAGAAUGCCGAGUCUUUGCUCAGCAAGGA
Messenger RNA from Emericellopsis cladophorae, 2225 nucleotides. RefSeq lists its product as uncharacterized. Lineage: Eukaryota; Fungi; Ascomycota; Sordariomycetes; Hypocreales; Bionectriaceae. The transcript has a single exon. The annotation marks the transcript as partial. The record is from RefSeq and is a predicted model, not a curated record.